CGCCGAUGCGCACUUACCACAAAUGCGCGCGUCUCCCGAGUAGACGCGCUUUUUCGGCGCUUUUAGAGCCUCAAUCCAAGAAUUGCGAGCCUCGGUGUAAUGACUAGCGCGUUCCAGCUUCCAGCGAUCUCGGUGCCGAGGGAUCUCGUCUCGUUGACGUACUUGAUACAAAGAUCAGCUCCCCUAUCCUUUCCGCGCCCUCUGAUCAUCACCACACUUCUCAUCAACCACCAUGUCACCGACACCAGACUGGGUAAAGCAAUUGAAGCCUUCGGGCGUACAGGGCCAUGAGCUCCUUGCCGCAGAGCGUGCUAGCUCCAACAUUCCAGUCCAGAAGCUGGAGGAGCUGCUACACACCAAGGAGGUCAUCCAGAGGCGGAACAAGAUCACAGAGCUGCUCAAGUCUGAGCCAAUCUUUGACAAGUCGCAGAACUACUUCAUGGGGAGGAUCGAUCGCUUCGAGAGAGCUCUUGCCAGGGAGAAGAAGCUGAGACUCCUCAAGAAGAAGCACAACUGGUCGUACGAGGAGUUCAAAGUCGCCACAGAACUCGUCGGCGAACCCGGCCCAUACGGUCUCCACGACAGCAUGUUCAAGGUCACACUUGCUGGACAGGGUACCGAAGAGCAGCAGCAGAAGUGGCUCACCAAGGCCGAGAACUACGAAAUCAUCGGAUGUUACGCCCAGACUGAGCUGGGUCACGGAUCCAACGUCCGUGGACUUGAGACCACAGCAACAUGGAACGAGGACGACAAGACCUUCACCAUCCACUCCCCACAUCUGACUGCCAGCAAGUGGUGGAUUGGCUCCCUCGGCCGCACCGCCAACUACGCCGUCGUCAUGGCUCAGCUCAUCAUCAAGGGAAAGUCAUACGGCCCGACCCCCUUCUGUGUCCAGGUUCGUGAUAUGAAGACCCACGAGCCGCUCCCGAAUAUCCACGUUGGUGACAUCGGUCCUAAGUACGGUUACAACACCAUGGACAACGGUUUCCUGCUCUUCAACAACGUCAAGGUGCCUCACAUCAGCAUGCUUGCCAAGUUCCAGCAUGUUGAUACCAACACCAACAAGUUCGUCCGUCGGGGCUCCCCUGCCCUUGUCUAUGGAACACUGACUUGGGUCCGCUCGAACAUCGUCAUGCAGGCAGGCAGCGUUCUCGCUCGCGGUGUCACGAUUGCCACUCGCUACGCAGCUGUCCGCCGCCAAUUUCAGGAUCGAGAUGCUCCUGCUGGCGAGGCGGAAACACCGGUGCUGAACUAUACUAUGGUCCAGAUCCGUCUGCUUCCUCUGAUCGCCGCUACAUUUGCCCUGCACUUCACAGGAAAGUCCAUGAUGGAGAUGUACGACGCCAAUCAGGCGAAGAUGAAACAGCCGAGGAAUAAGGACGAGUCCAAGCGUGGUGCCGGGCCUGAGGAGCUCGAGUCGGGCAGUGACUUGAUGGCCGAUCUGCACGCCUCGUCAUGCGCACUGAAGUCGCUCAGCAGUACCAUUGCUGGUGAGGGCCUUGAGGUCUGCCGUCGUGCGUGUGGUGGUCACGGAUACUCCAGCUUCAGCGGCAUUGGCCCUUGGUAUGCUGACUAUCUUCCCACACUUACAUGGGAGGGCGACAACUACAUGCUCACCCAGCAGGUAGCCCGCUACCUUCUCAAGUCUGCCCGCUCCGUCCUCAAGGGUGAGCGCCCCACCAACGACACAACCAAGAUCCUCUCAGAGUUCCAAUCUCGCCGAGAGGUUGGCUGUGCCUUCGAUGUCAUCGGAUCCGACAAGGACCUUGUCGAUGCCUUCGCAUGGCGCGUGUCUUUCCUCACAUUCGAGGCCUCCAAGCACCGUGACACCGAGAAGAAGCCGUGGAACGACCUCCUCGUCGACUUCUACCGUCUUUCCAAGGCUCACGCCCAGUGGAUGAUUGUGAAGAACAACCUCGCGGCGCUGCAAGCCAUCGCAAGCCGCAGCCAGGUCAACAACGACACUGUCGAAGUCCUGAUGAAGCUGUUCCGUCUAUUCGCGCUGCACACACUCGAGCAGGAGGGAGCCGAGUUCUAUGUCAGCGGAGCGUGCAGCAAGCACCAGAUCCAGCUCGCCAGGACCAAUGCCGUCAUGAAGUUGCUGAAGGAGAUCAGACCGCACGCUGUCCGCCUCGUCGACGCAUGGGGUUUCGACGACUGGGUCCUCGACAGCAGUCUAGGCCGUGCUGAUGGCAAGGUGUACGAAGAUAUGUUCUACCGCGCCAGCGAGCUCAACCCCUUGAACAAGAUCACCGUUGAUCCUUACCCAGAGAGCGAAGUGCUGUUCAAGAGGAUCGAGAAGUCGAAGUUGUAAAUUGUAAUAUAUGGGGAAAAUUGGUCUUUUUUAUAGAGCGAACACUUGGAUAGAGAAAUGCAAUAACUUCAUAACACCUG
Didymella exigua CBS 183.55 is the source of this 2394-nucleotide messenger RNA. Its product is annotated as acyl-coenzyme A oxidase 1. The record is from RefSeq and is a predicted model, not a curated record. Gene Ontology annotation, cellular component: peroxisome. Gene Ontology annotation, biological process: lipid homeostasis; fatty acid beta-oxidation using acyl-CoA oxidase. Gene Ontology annotation, molecular function: fatty acid binding; FAD binding; acyl-CoA oxidase activity. Lineage: Eukaryota; Fungi; Ascomycota; Dothideomycetes; Pleosporales; Didymellaceae. Bases 233 to 2314 code for a protein of 693 amino acids. The transcript has 3 exons.